AUGCAGCUGGGCGGAGGAAAAGGCCAGAGUCCUCACGGAGGCCACAGGGUGGAAAAGUUUCCUCCACCGAAACUCCAUCACACACAAGAAGAUCCGGAAACUGUGGUCAACAUUCUGAGGCUACACCGAAAAGGUAGAAGCGGCCCAAGACCCGGGCGAGGAAGGAACAACAUGCGUUACAGAGGCAGGAGGGGCUCAGGCAAUCGGGGGUCGAGGGGACCACCUAGGAGACCCAGACGAUCACCAUCCAUCCCACCAACAGCCCCACCACAACUACCUUCACUCCCACCACCACCCCCACCUCAACAACCACCACCACCCCCACCUCAACAACAACCACCACCACACCCACCUCAACAACAACCACCACCACCCCCACCUCAACAACAACUACUUCAACAAACUUCCGCACUAGGCCUACCACAACGACACCCGUUUCCCGUCACCGAAUACAACCAAGAUCAACAAGCCUGCCACUCCCCCAAGCCCCUCAACAAAUCCCUCAACAAAUCCCACAACAAAUCCCUCAACAAAUCCCUCAACAACUCCCACUACGCCACUACAUCAUUCUCCAGCAUCAUAACUUCACACAUCGAGCCCCUGACGUGA
Macrosteles quadrilineatus (aster leafhopper) is the source of this 609-nucleotide messenger RNA. Its product is annotated as basic salivary proline-rich protein 4-like. Bases 1 to 609 code for a protein of 202 amino acids. The record is from RefSeq and is a predicted model, not a curated record. Lineage: Eukaryota; Metazoa; Arthropoda; Insecta; Hemiptera; Cicadellidae. The transcript is spliced from 3 exons.